Messenger RNA from Pogona vitticeps (central bearded dragon), 5206 nucleotides. The record is from RefSeq and is a predicted model, not a curated record. Lineage: Eukaryota; Metazoa; Chordata; Lepidosauria; Squamata; Agamidae.
CGCCUUUGCCAACAACAGAGGCGCGGAUUCUCUGAUGAGCCAGGCAAUCUGGAGGCUACCGGGGCAUCAAAGAAUCCCCUACAAUCAACCAUGAUGGCUGAGCCUUCUUGGGAGCUGAAUAUCGUCCAGAACAUUAGGAGGAUCGAGAGUUAUAAACGACUGCUCUAUUUUUCCAGCCCCAGUCCAGUUUAAAUCUAAAGGCCUCCAAGAAGGGAGGUGGCAGGGCCCUUGAUGUUGAUCAAUGCUUAACACCUGGUCAGCAGACUGAGUGGAGAACACCCAAGCCACCAGAGCAACCUUGGAAGAUGUCGAACCAGAGCAACGGUGAUACCAAGCCCCCAUGUUUACCCCGGAAUGGACUUGUGAAGCUCCCCGCCCAGGCCAAUGGACUCGGCUCUGCCAGCAUCACCAAAGGGACCCCAGCUAUGAAAAACCGCCUGUGCCAGCCAUCAUCCGUGCCUGCCAUCAUCAGCCCGGCCUUAGCGAAUCACAGUGACCUGCCCAUCCCCAGCCUUGCGUCACCUUUGGCCUUGGCCUCCCUGGGCGGGGUGCCAUCCCCCUCCAGCGCCGCCGUGGUGGGGCUGAACUCUAGCGAGGCGUCCCCGGCCAACGGAGAAGUCACCUCUUUCGGAGGCCUCUCCGGCUCCCCCACCGAAACGCAACUGGCGGUGGAUGAGAAGAUCCUCAACCGGUUGUUUAUGUACUUUUCGGCUUGCGAGAAGUGUGUCCUGGCCCAGGUGUGUAAAGCCUGGAGGCGGGUCUUGUACCAGCCCAAGUUCUGGGUGGGCCUGACGCCGGUCCUGCACACCAAAGAACUCUAUAACGUCGUGCCCAGCGGAGACAAAGAGUUCGUCAACCUCCAGGGUUUCGCCAUCAGAGGCUUUGAGGGCUUCUGCCUGGUGGGGGUCUCCGACUUGGACAUCUGCGAGUUCAUUGAUAACUACCCCCUGUCUAAGAAAGGGGUGAAGUCCAUGAGCCUUAAAAGAUCCACCAUAACAGACGCUGGCCUUGAAGUGAUGCUCGAACAGAUGCAGGGAGUCAUGCGGCUGGAACUGUCCGGGUGCAACGACUUCACCGAGGCGGGUCUCUGGUCGAGCCUGAACGCCCGCAUCACCUCCCUGAGCGUCAGCGACUGCAUCAACGUGGCCGACGACGCCAUCGCCGCCAUCUCCCAGCUCCUGCCCAACCUGACCGAACUGAACCUUCAGGCCUACCACGUGACGGACACCGCCCUGGCCUACUUUACGGCCAAGCAGGGCUACACCACCCACACCCUCCGCCUGAACUCGUGCUGGGAGAUCACCAAUCACGGCGUGGUCAACAUGGUGCACAGCCUGCCGAACCUGAGCGUCCUGAGCCUCUCCGGCUGCUCCAAAGUGACCGACGACGGGGUGGAGUUGGUGGCCGAGAACCUGCGGAAGCUCCGCAGCCUGGACCUCUCGUGGUGCCCUCGGAUCACGGACAUGGCCCUCGAGUACAUCGCCUGCGACCUGCACAAGCUGGAAGAGCUGGUGCUUGAUAGGUGCGUACGGAUCACAGAUACAGGACUCAGUUAUCUGUCGACCAUGUCAUCCCUAAGGAACCUAUACCUCCGCUGGUGCUGCCAGAUUCAAGACUUCGGCCUAAAGCAUCUUCUGGGAAUGAGAAGUUUACGCCUCUUAUCUCUUGCUGGUUGUCCUCUACUGACCACUACUGGACUUUCGGGCCUGGUACAGCUUCAAGACCUGGAAGAAUUGGAGUUGACCAAUUGCCCUGGGGCCACUCCGGAGCUGUUCAAGUAUUUUUCACAGCACCUGCCCCGUUGCAUGGUGAUUGAAUAAGAAGCUCCCUGGAAGAAUUUGACCAGCGUCUGGAGCCAUGUCCUCCGAGCCCAACCCAGCACUGACCAACCAAUCAGAGUCAUGGUUUUAUUUAUUCAUUUAAUAUAUAAAUAUACAUAUAUAAAUAUAUAAUAUAUAUAAAUAUCUAGGUUUUUUUUUCUUUUCCUGGAGAGAUGCUGUGACUAUAAACCACAGAGGCGCGCAGAGGAAAAACAACAGCAGCAACGCAAUGCGUACUGAACGAUACGAGUCGGAUCGUCUGAAAGGACAACACACUCGGCAGGCGUAGUCGCAUCCCAGAAGCUGUGGUGGCGACAACAGCGUGGAAGUAUCCCUCCUCGUGUUUGUAAAUCCUCGUGCCUCCAUCAUCUCCUGUCUUCCUUGUAGUGACCUUUCCUGAAACUUCCCCCCCCCCUUUUGUUUUUCCUGGAGGGAAAAAAAUAAUGGUGAUUCAAACAAAAAAACACAACAAACACAAAAAUAAAAAUUAAAUAUAUAUAUAUAUAUAUAUUAAGAAACAAAAGGGUGAAAAUGUGAGCAAGAAACCACAAUGGUAGAUUGCUGAGUUGGUGGGCACGCUGUGGCCGCUCAGUGCUGGAUCGACGUGGCCCCCGUCCAGAUGCUUCAGGUUGUGGCGGGUCGACGUUCACCUCUUCUCCCGCCCGGUUUCCGGGUGGUUUGUGAAGGAAGAAUAAGGGAGCUAGUCCUCUUGAAGGCCUUCCCAAGCAGGGCUCUUACCCAGUCGGGCCUAUUGUGGAAACGGUCGGCGUCAUUCGCGGUUGGGGUGGAAAAGCUGAGUCGCGGAAGAGGAAACCCUUUCCUGAGAGGAGCUCGGUGACAGGAAAGGGGAGAUGGAGCAUCCGUGGAUGUGCAUUGGCUUCGCCUUCGCAUUCCAAGAAUGGGACGCUACAGUGAAGGGUUUUCGGGGAGAGAGAGAGAGAGAAGAAGAAGAUGAUGAUGAUGAUGAUGAAGAAGAAAGCGGAAACUGGCCAAUGCUGUGAAAGAAAACCUUGGCACUUCUCCUCCCCGAGGCUUGCGGGGAGACAGGAAUCUCGGGCUGCUCCCGGAAGCGAAGCCGAGGUGUGGACUGUCGUGUGUCUUUCUCCGAAGAAAAGACCGAGGAGCACUUUCCCAGGAAAUGGAUUUCAUUCACUUACCGGAACCUUCCUGGUGGACCCUAACUGAGGUUACGUGAUGCUUGGCAGACAAUCUCUGCCACCUUUUACAUUCGUUUGUUUGUUUUUUAAUUUUUAAAUUCUCCUCCUUUUGUUAAUGAACGAGGGAAUUGCCCCCCCUUCUUCUUCUUUUCCCCCUUUGACCUGCAUCGUCUCUUCAGAACAAAACCUACAGCCUUUGCAUGCUAGCUUGCUUCCGUCUUGUGGUAAGGUAGACUCUGGAUUCUGCUAUGGGCUGGGCUAGGCUGCAGGAGGCGGUCUGGAGCUCGGCUCGGCUUGUCUCUGUUGCUCUGUAAAGCUGAUGUGGAUUUGUAAUGCUGUCCAUAUUCCAUAGAUUGAGACACCGAUUUCUGACUGGCUGUUCUGCUGCUGCUCGGAGAAGACUGAGUCUGUUAAAAACCCUUCAACCCAUCCCUAUGCAUACCAGUCUCGAUAUACUCUCGCCCCAUUCUUGCUCAACGUAGGACAGCAGGGCUCAGGAGACUGGCCGGAGUAUAUCAACCUGACGUCUCCUAGGCCAAGAACACCACUAACUCUCUAGCUUGAUCCUCUUUGGCCCUGCCCGUUUCCAUUUCAGCUUUGCCCCCCACCUCUACGCUUUCUGGAGGCCCAUAAUGCAGCUCUGUACUAGGGGGGUCAAACUAGACAAGGCGACCCUUUUGUAAGCCGAAAGGGGCCAACCUUUUUGUCCUCCAGCAAUGCAGUUCCCUUAAAGAUGCAUGGCCGAAGGACCGACUUGCACCUAAAGCCUGUGCUGACCUCCCAUGGAUCGAUUUUCAAGGAUGGGCUGGCUGCGUUGUCUAAUUUGACCCUCGGGCACCCUCUUCCCACCAGCCCCUUCUUCAAAUGACCAUGAAGACCCGGGGUGGAGCAAUUAGUUCCAGGCAGCUGUGAUGUGCCGUAUCCCAGCGAUGGGCUCUCAUUAAGAUGGCAGGGUGCUUUGAGCCACCCUGCCAUCUUGCCAAACGCAACGGUGGCCCGCCACCAUACCUGCCCUGUUGCUCAAGUGCCUGUGCAUUCAGUCUCCAUGCGAGAUAAGGGAGAAAGCUGUCUUGGUGGUGUGGGAAUGUGCACACAAAAUGGGCCCACCUUUCUUCAUUCAAGUAUGUAUAUGCCUGAGCAUUGGGUGCCUUCACUCGGAGAGUGGUAGAAAUACCACUGCCUGCUCCUCUGUAUCAGCAAAGUCAUCCAGAGUGCAGUCCUGUGUGGAUGUGCUUUCCUGGAAGUAAGGAAAGCACAUCCUUACUGAAUGCAGGGGGCCUUACUUCUCAUUAAGCAAACUUAGAGUUGCAAUGGAAAGCAAUGUAAGCUACGACCAAUGGGGAAAAUCAGGAGAUUCGGGGGAGUGGGGGGCUUAACUCAUACACGUUUUGCUUCCCCAGGUGGAAUAGUUUCCUUGCUUCCCCGCCAUCUUGUUAGCCAGUUGCCCCUGGAAUCCGGCAUCUUCUACUGCCUCUGGGUUUCAUCCAGCCCCACUUCUUUUCCCAUAAUGCACUGUGCAGGCUUCCAUUUUCAUGGGCAUUUUUGGUGGCCUCCCCAUUUUUGCUUCACUUUCACGAUGGAAAACCCAACCAUAUUUCUCCUGUCCUGACUGUGAAUGUGUACCUCUGGAAAAAGUGGCCUCUAAAUCAGAAACCCUUGAAGCUCUAAAUUCUCCAACCUGACCCCCCCCAACCCAACCCACCUCCCCAUGAUGUGACCGACUUGACUCCGCUACUCUGCCUGAGGAGUAACAGGAGGUGUAAUCCAGUAUAUCUGGAGGGCGCCAGGUUGGGAAACACUGCCUUAGCUCUUCCACCAGUUAAGCCAUCAUCCCCAAAACCAGCAGAAUGAGACCACAGGCACUGUCCACCGUACCUCUUUUGAGUCUUCCUAGCACCGUUAACAUGCCAUCCUCAAUCUAGGAUUUGAUUCAAGCCAAGCUUUAGCGCUAGUUAGCCAUUCGUAUCGAUAUUGAUACAUCAUCCUUGCCUCCUCGCGUCCUGCUUGCUCCCUUUUCAACUGAGUCCAGUCUAUUGCUUCAAUAAUGAUUAUGUGCUGGCAAGUCAAUUCUGCCCGAUGCCAACCCUUUUCAAGGUUAUUCUGGGUGUUGAAUACUCAGAUGUAGUUUACCACUCCCUUCUACAAGAGGCUGCGCAGUUGGCCCAAGGCUACCAAGGCUGGCUCUUCUCCUGGCAGGCGCAGUGGGAAAGAAACCCCCUCACACACACA